Amaranthus tricolor (Joseph's coat) is the source of this 2298-nucleotide messenger RNA. RefSeq lists its product as uncharacterized. The record is from RefSeq and is a predicted model, not a curated record. Bases 453 to 800 code for a protein of 115 amino acids. NCBI's taxonomy places the organism in Eukaryota, Viridiplantae, Streptophyta, Magnoliopsida, Caryophyllales, Amaranthaceae. The transcript has 3 exons.
UUUCGACCAUUAAAAUGAUCGAAAUUUUGUGUUUUGGCUUGAAUGCUGUAUACUUUAAUACUUUUAAGGCUUUAAUUCACAAAAAAUAAAUAUUAAGACUGUAAUUUACAAAUCGAAAUUAACUUUAAUAAAUUGCAAAUAAUCUACUAUAACUUUUAAAGUAACAAUUUUGAUCUAAAAGUAUCAACUUUAAAUUAAUCAAUGUUGAUUGGGUAAUGUAAAAAAUUGAAAUCGGGCUGAUUGGAUUACUCUUUGUAUAAGUAGUCUAGUCUCAACGUAAGGCGAUCUCCAGCAAAUGUGAGCUGUCUGAAAAAUAUUGAGAAAUUGAAUUUCAUAAAUUGUAUGGUGUGAAAACAGUGGCAAAGUUGUGAAUAAUGGCGAAGAACAAGGGUGAUUUUUGAUGGGUUUUAUGUGAAGGUUAUGUGGAGUUGUUUGGUACUUGUAUUAGAUGAAUGUUGUUGAAGAAAAUGAUGACAUUAACAAUGGCAGGUCUUAUACCAAUCAUCAAGUUCAAUUACUUAUCAAAAUUUCCACCAUCAUCUAAUUCUGUAAAGAGGGUUGCUUUAAAGCCUGCUUUUUGCUCAACUGUUCAGCAAGUGGAACAACAGGAGGAAAAAAUAGGAAUUUCUUGCGAACCUUGCAAUGGAAGAGGAUGGCUGCUUUGUGAUUUCUGCAAUGGACAAAAAACUAAUGUCAAAUCUCCAACCAAUCGAAUUUACCGAAGAUGUCCAACCUGUAAAGCGUGGAAUGAAUUCUAUGAAGAAAUGAGAUUGUGGAAGGCAAAUAAGCAUGAAACUUAAACUUGUCAAGAGAUAUUCCUACGAAAAUUACACUAAUUUUUCAUUACCAUUUCCACCGUUUAAUAACGAUUACUAAACGGGCCGGUUGGUUAACCUGAAUGCAUGUUUUCAGCUUUGUAAUAGCAUGUAUUUAUUUGGUAUUCAUGUUUUGAUUAGAAGUUUUAUAUUGUGGGACAGUAUAGGGAGUAUGUAUGGCUAUAAGUGAUGCUAUAAGUGGAGAUUAUUAUCUUACUUGCUGAUUUCUAAACAGAAUAUCAACUUGUAAAUGACCCAUGGAGCCAUUUUCCCUCCCCUCCACACCAUAUUUCAAAGUUUUCAUUUGUCAAAGAGGUGUCUUUGAAGGUAUAUUGAGGAAUGUAACACCCUUCAAACUAAACCUUUAACAACUCAAAGAUUUUCAUUUUAAACAUAGUUUAACUUGGAGUGUGAUACUAACCACUAACCGCUACCAAAUAAAUUAUUCAACUUGUACUAAAUGCACAACCAUUGGAUCUGAUGGUAGAAAAUCAGAAUGAAUGGAGAAAAAGAAUUUAUGUGGAGGACCAUUGGAACUCAUAUAUUGGUUCAUGUAGCCGAUCUAAUCUUUUGGGAUUAAGGCUCUGUCAUUGUUGAUACUAAAAAUCUUCUUUUACAACUCCAAAAGAAAACGCUAGUAGGCCGAGAAAGGAUGAGUUGUUAGGUUAGAGUUAGAAUUAGAGUUCAAUUUAUUGUGUCGAAUUUUGUUUAAUGUAGGAACAAAGUUUUGAUUGAUAGAUUUGGGGAUGUAAUUUCUGGAUAAUGAGGGUAAUUACGGUAUAAUUUAGGGCAAAUUAAUUACUGGAAUAUUUUAAAAGAAUUUUGUGAACUAAUUGGUGAUAAUUUGAAAAAAAAUCGAUUUUUGUAAUUAAUAGGAUAGUUUCAAUAUUUUGCAGAUUAACUUCAAAUUGAUUUUAUUUUUUUGGAAUUUUUUCUACAACUAUUGGUAUGGAAAGUUAAAAGCGUUAUGAUUUGAUUUUGGAUUAUGAUUAGAGGGAGCAAUGAGUCGUAAUUUUUGGUGUCGAUUACAAUGGGCUAAAGUGAAAUUGUUAAGUGAACCAUGUGUGCUUUUGAUUUAUGCGAAGUAGCAAACAAUUGGAAAAGUCUUUGUUAUUACAAGGGUAAGGCUAUGUACAUCUGAUAUAACUGCACUGUUGGAAACAUGUUAGUGGAAUUGGGGCAAUGUAAUGUAAUGUAUGCGGGGGAAGGGAGCAGGGUUAUAGGAUGCUCGUCCCUGCUAUAUAAUCGAAAUUUGUUGAAGUUGAUACGAUGUAGUAGUGCAUAGUUUUUUCGGUACUACUCAUAUCAUAUCCCCUUAAGGCUUCAAAACCCUAUCAAAAAUGAUUUUCCAGACCAUAGUGCAAAAAUGCGGGAACGAUCGCGGUUGCGGUAACGGACACUGUAAUACGGUAACGGGGUCAUGCGGUUAUUAUUAACCCAAAUCUCGGCCUAAACCAUGAAAUGUUGCUUGAAAUGGCUUAAA